CACAGAGCACCUUUUUCUCUCUCUCUCUCUCUGUUCUCUUCGGUCUGAUCGAAACCCACAAGCUACAGAUCCCCCUUGAGAAAUCACGGUGUGGAAAUGGGGUCUGGAGCCAGAAAUUUCCUUAGGGUGCUUCUCAGCAACUUCGAUGUUCUUGCUGGCCCCUUGAUCAGUCUCGUCUAUCCUCUAUAUGCCUCAAUUAAGGCAAUUGAGAGCAAGUCUCCUGUGGAUGACCAGCAAUGGCUCACUUACUGGAUUCUCUAUUCCAUGAUCACCCUAUUUGAGCUUACUUUUUAUAAAGUUCUUGAAUGGAUACCUAUCUGGUCAUACGCAAAGCUGAUAUUAACCUGCUGGUUGGUCCUCCCCUACUUUAAUGGUGCUGCCUAUGUUUACGAGCAUUAUGUGAGACCCUUGUUUGUCAAUCCUCAGACUAUAGUAAAUAUCUGGUACGUGCCAAGAAAAAAGGACUUCUUCAGUAAGCCAGAUGACAUUCUAACUGCUGCAGAGAGGUACAUUCAAGAGCAUGGAACAGAAGCAUUUGAAAAUAUGAUCAACAGGGCUGAUAAAUCAAGGAGGAGGAAUGAUGGCUAUACAGCGUAUGAUGAUCACAGUUAUGGAUACUGAGUAUUGUUUCUUCAAUCAUGUAAAAUGCAGUAUUGUAGCAUGUCUUGGAUGAUAGGAUGGGUUUCAUGGACAUGUUCGCUCGGUUCUUUUACUUUGUUUUCUUCUUGUCGUUGGAGAUAGUUGAUUUUUCCCCGUGUCCUCGCUUGUCUUGUAUGGUAUUCGAUAGUAUGUAAUUAUCCCAGGCUUGGUCAUGCGUUUGAACUUCCAUGGUCGUGACACCAAGGUACAUAGAUAAUGGAGGUACAAAAGCAGCUGUGUUGAUAUUAUUCAUAGUUGGCUCGCAUCCCCCUCCCCCCUCUUUCUCUAUCUCUCUCCCCCUCUUCCCCCAUUUUAGCGAUUCAAGCAUAUUGAUUCACCAAAAGCACAGUUCAGGACCUCAAGCUGAAGCUAAGCCUGGAUGAAAGGGUUCUUUCUGCUCAAGAGGUGCUCGUUUGAGGGAUCCAAUCUUGCAAUGUGAAAUAGUUAAAGGAGGCUUGUAAACUUACUGGUGUCCAGCGGUUGGCGACAAUGACUUCAUGUAUGGAAUUUUACCGAAGAAGAUGAUGAAAUUUUUGUGGAUCUGGCGAAUAUCGUUGAUUUUGAGUUGUUAUGCUUUAAUUCAUGAGAUCAGCAUUGAUUCUUGAGUUUGUUAACAAAUUUCUUAAAUGGUUUUGUUUGCUUCUGUAUA
This is a messenger RNA of Neltuma alba, 1288 nucleotides long. Its product is annotated as HVA22-like protein a. The coding region runs from base 97 to 621 and encodes 174 amino acids. Lineage: Eukaryota; Viridiplantae; Streptophyta; Magnoliopsida; Fabales; Fabaceae. The transcript has 5 exons. The record is from RefSeq and is a predicted model, not a curated record.